Cooperia oncophora is the source of this 258-nucleotide messenger RNA. The record is from the annotation of a GenBank genome assembly. NCBI's taxonomy places the organism in Eukaryota, Metazoa, Nematoda, Chromadorea, Rhabditida, Trichostrongylidae.
AUGGCCCGAAGUCUAAGUAGAUCUGGGUCAACCCUAUUUGGCCGAUCGUUGGCAGCAUCAGUACUCACCAGAACGCCACCACUACACAGUGUAGGAGUACAAAUGAGUACACCGCAUUUUACUGACAGGUAUCCUUAUGUGCGUUACAGCUAUGGAAAUACGGAUACCUCCUUAGGAAUCGCUACCCAGUCUGAGUCUGUAAGUUCAAUUCCUCUUACCUUUAUUUUUCGAGAUAAAAUUGCAAUAAAUAAAGCAUAG